Notechis scutatus (mainland tiger snake) is the source of this 2378-nucleotide messenger RNA. RefSeq names its product C-X-C motif chemokine receptor 3 (gene CXCR3). Gene Ontology annotation, molecular function: C-X-C chemokine receptor activity; C-C chemokine binding; C-C chemokine receptor activity. Lineage: Eukaryota; Metazoa; Chordata; Lepidosauria; Squamata; Elapidae. Gene Ontology annotation, biological process: regulation of leukocyte migration; cell chemotaxis; G protein-coupled receptor signaling pathway. The record is from RefSeq and is a predicted model, not a curated record. Gene Ontology annotation, cellular component: external side of plasma membrane; membrane.
UGCCAUAGUUUCACACCCCGGCCUUAAGGGGUAGGAGCAGUUCCACUAUGACAUUCUGAGAACCAACUACGCAAAGUGAGAAUUUGAAGUUUCUCUCUUGUUUUUACCUCAUGGAUUCUGCCUGAGGCCUGUUGAUGGUAAAUGGUGGGGUUUCUCGAAAGAAAAUUCUUAGGUUCUCACAGCUGCUGAAGGACAGGUCAUGUGGGCGAGUGGUUCUUUCCCGUCUCCUUAUUCUAGGUCUUCUUGGAGAGUUGGACAGUCCAAAGCUGGCUGGAGACUGUUUGACUAUUUGACACAAGGAUGACUCGCCUGAAUCUCUAGCCAGGAACAAAGGGGCCUUUGGCUGGAGUUUCCCCAAAGUUGGUGGUGAGAAAGGCUGAGGGGCCACUCCAAAGGAGAACCUUGGGGAUGAAUGAGGAAUUGGAGAAGAAGAAGACAUAACUAAUUUCCUUCCUGGUGUCGGCCACUUUAAAUGGUCUUUCUGCUCGAAUCUGGUGGUCAGACCCAAGAAAUUUGGCACGGAGGAAGGGGGUGGGUGGGAAAAACCAUGACAUUAUUGUCCUUGUAUCUUCAAUGGAGGACGCAUCUCAGAUAGAUAUUGGAAAAUAACGCAACACGGGCCAGAACUGGGUUUCGGGAAGGAUGUACCGUGAGUAAAAGUAUGUUCCACCUGCUUUGAGAGUUUUCUUCUGCUUCCCGUUUGGAACUCCUGACAAAUGCAGGAAUUUACAAGGCUGAGGUUCAUCAGGGUCAUCAUAGAGGAAUUGGGCCUCCCCCCCCCCAAUUUUGUGGGGCCACUAAUACCAUUGGCCUGAGUGAUCUUUAAUAUUGAAACCAUGUCGUGCUACCCCAAACCUGCCAGUCGGAAGUUUCUUCUGCUGAGAUAAAAUCAGCCCACCUGUUUGACUUCCUGUUCAGAUCUUCUUCUUUCUUUUGACUGUUUUCAGAGCAUCUUCUUCAUUCAUGGAUGAAGAUCACAUCAUGUCCUACAGUGGAGCGGUCACAGACGACUACAAUGAGAGCUAUUCCUUCGACUGUUGCUUGACCCAGCCAUGCGAUUUGAUCCCCUACCAGGAGUUUUCCAGGUGGUUUCUGCCUCCAUUCUACUACCUAAUUUUUCUCCUGGGUCUCGGAGGCAACCUGAUGGUCAUCGCCGUCUUGCUCCUGGACCGAGCCCCCUUACUCGGGACCGACAUCUUCGUCUUCAACCUGGCCAUCGCGGACAUUCUCCUGGUAGUCACGCUCCCCUUCUGGGCUAUCCAGGCCAUUCGUGGUUGGGUCUUCAAGGACUUUCCCUGCAAGGUCGUCGGCAGCAUGCUGAAGAUCAACUUCUACGCCAGCGCCCUCUUCCUCAUAUGCAUCAGUUUCGAGCGGUACCUCUCCAUCGUCUACGUCAUCCGGAUGUACAACAGGAACAAGCGUUUCAUCAUCUACACCACCUUGUUGGUUUGGUUUGUCUGCUUCCUGAUGACGGUGCCCGACUUCGUGUACCUGACCGCUGAGUUUGACAGUCGCCUCAAUGUCACUUCCUGUGGUCUCGUCUUCCCUCAGCACAGUACCAAGAUGUGGAAAAUCGCCCUCAUCAUCAUCAACCAAGUGGUGGCUUUCUUGCUCCCUCUGGUGGCCAUGAUCUACUGCUACUUCCACAUCAUCCUCACCCUCCUGCACUCCAAGGGCUUCCGAAAACACAGGGCCCUCAAGGUGAUCUUGGCCGUGGUGGUAGCCUUCUUCCUGUGCUGGUCGCCCUACCACCUGGUGCAGUUCAUCAACACAUUGCUCCAGCUGCAACUCCUGGAGAAGGAUUGCCAGUGGGAGGAUAAUCUGGACAUCGCUGACAUCGUCACCACCAGUUUGGGUUUCUUUCAUUGUUGCCUCAACCCAUUGCUCUAUGCCUUCGUCGGGCUCAAGUUCCGGAACAAGCUCCUGAUGGUGCUGAAGCGACUUGGUUGCAUCAAUCAGAACUUCUGGAACAGGCAUUUCAGAGUGUCCGGUCAAUCGAGAGAUUCCAGUUGGUCCGAAAGCACAGACUGCUCAAAUAACAUCUUGUAGAAUAUUCUGUGGCCAUAAGAGCGCCAUUGCUAUCCCAGAAUUCUCCUCUUGGCUCCUCUGCCAGCGGAGGGAAACUGGCACUCCGUUGGUACACGCUAGUCCUCGACUUAACAAGUAUUUGUUUGGGGGACCCAUUCGAAGUUACAACAGCGCUGGAAAAAAAAAGUGACUUAGGACUGGUCCUCAUAGUUAAAGACUGUUGCACCAUCCCGACAGUUGUGUGAUUAAAAUUCGGGCUCUUGGCAACUGGCAUGUCAUAUGAUCACCGUUUGUGACCUUCCCAGUUGGUUUCCAAAAUGCCAAGUCAAUGUGGGGGAAGCUGGAUUUGC